GAACGGGCUCGGCAAGUGCCUCAUGGCUCCGCAUGCGGGCGGAAUUCGCCAGGCAAAGCUCUCCUAUACGGCGGUUCGCGGUGGUGUGGACAUAGCUUGCCGGGGCACCGACUGGCGCGAUAAUGACCGAAGCAACUACAUCCCUUUCCUGGGCGUGGGGGAUCUGGACACUUGCAAGGGCUACUGCAGCGAAAG
Symbiodinium pilosum is the source of this 195-nucleotide messenger RNA. Lineage: Eukaryota; Dinophyceae; Suessiales; Symbiodiniaceae. The record is from the annotation of a GenBank genome assembly.